GAACACGGCUGGUUUUAGAGAAAGAUUGGCUUUGAGACCAUGGACCUGUGGAACGUGAGUAACAAUGACACGCAUGACAAUACCAGUGUGGAGAUACCUUACACUGAGAUGCUCGGCUACAGGAUUGGCACGAUCAUUGUCAAAUACGCCCAGAUCAUCACCGUCCUGAUAGCCGUGGUGGGAAAUGGCGCCGCGCUUCUCACCAUUGCCAAAAUCAGACCCGCCUCCACCGUCACCCUCUCUGUGGGCGUCCUCGCUGUUGCCGAUACUUUGGGUAUCAGCGUGAAGCUUACUUAUACCAAACUGACAUUCAGUGGCGUACCACUGGGAGAUGUGGGUUGUCAGAUAUUUAACUUCCUGGUGUCUUAUUGUGUGGAUUACGCCAACUGGGUUGUUGUUUUGAUGACUGUGGAGAGGUUUGUGGCUGUUUGGUACCCCCUUCAGGUUCUCCGGGUUUUAACAAUGAGGAGAGUCCGUUUCAGCUACUGUAUCUUAGCCAUCAUACUUUUGCCGUCCAGUCUUUGUACUUUCUGGAUGUAUCAGCAAAUAUACUACCCAGGUUACGGGAUCAUUUGUUAUUACAAGCCCAGUAUGGUGGCAUUCGCGGAGAUGUGGGACAAGGUUGAGUUUUGUAUCUAUGUGGCCAUUCCAUGCGUGUCGUUGAUUAUAAUCAACUCUCUACUCAUUUACGCCUUAAAAGCUUCGUCAGCAAGUCAGCGCCAAGCUCUGGGAUCUAAUGCCCAGAAGAAGGACCGUAAACUGAUGGAGCGUCAGAUGACAGUAAUGUUAGUGUCGGCGUCUGUGGUCUUCAUUCUACUCAUGUUUCCGGUUGGAAUAUUUUACUUGGUACGGCCAAACUGGAACUACCAGAAAACAGAAUGUUCCAAAGCCACCUACUAUCUUAUUCGUAGCGUCGUUCAUUUCCUCGCUGACCUUAGCCACGCUGUUAAUUUCUUCGUGUAUUUUCUCAGUGGUACUAAGUUUCGACAAACAUUUAUUUCUCUUUUUCCAUGCAUGUGUCGUGGACAGCGUCUUGGUCCACGCAAUCAGUCGCUAUCUCUGUCAGGAUCUACACGGGCAACACUAACUGCAAACUGAUUCUUUAUCUGACAGCUUGAUCCUCGUUUGGAUUGAUCUCUGCUUGCUUGUUUAAACAUUCUUGAUCAUGUAACGAAGGUUUUGGUGAAGAAAGAGAACACAUCGCAACCAGUCAUAGUAUACUGGCAGAAGUAAAACAGUCUCUGCAAUAUCCUCCAAUUGUUUUAAAGCCCUAUAUAUGAAUUUGGUCUCCCAUUUGUGAUCUAAUGUAAUCGUUCUGUAAUUUUUCAAAGCCAUUGUCAUGUCAUUUGAUGGUUUAGUGCGAUGAUGCCUUUGCCCUUAAUGCAAAUAAAA
Molecule: messenger RNA, 1392 nt
Organism: Liolophura sinensis
Lineage: Eukaryota; Metazoa; Mollusca; Polyplacophora; Chitonida; Chitonidae
Product: sex peptide receptor-related protein 2-like
Exons: 2
Coding region: 40-1098 (352 amino acids)
Biological process (GO): G protein-coupled receptor signaling pathway
Cellular component (GO): plasma membrane
Molecular function (GO): G protein-coupled receptor activity
Source: RefSeq, a predicted model, not a curated record